AUGAACGAGAGGGUCGCGGAGUGGGCGGAUGAAGGACGGUACCUGAUUCGCCAGGCGGAGACGCUGCUGAGUGACGCUGAGCUUUCAGCCAGUUCGCAAAAAGCCCGGGGUGAAUUGGAGAUGUCUCUCACCAUCAAGACCAACUUGGGGCCGCUCAAGGUGGAGCUGUUUUGCGCCCAAACUCCGAAGACGUGCAAGAAUUUCCUGGCACUAGCUGCUUCUGGCUACUAUGACAACACCAACUUUCACAGAAAUAUCAAGGGCUUCAUGAUCCAGGGUGGAGAUCCGACCGGCACUGGCAAAGGUGGUCAGAGCAUUUAUGGCGGCUAUUUCGAGGACGAGUUUGUGUCCACGUUGAAGCAUGAGAGAAGAGGCUGCUUGUCCAUGGUGAACACCGGCCCGAAUACCAACGGCAGCCAGUUCUUUGUGACGUACUCGCGCCAACCCCACCUUAACGGUGUCUACACCACCUUCGGAAGGCUGAUUGAUGGCCUGGACACCCUUGACAAGAUGGAGAAGGAACCCAUCAAUGCCAAGAACAGACCGAUGCGGCCGAUCAAGAUUGAGAGCAUCGUGAUACACGCCAAUCCUAUUGCUGACGAAGAAGCCCAGCAGUGA
Messenger RNA from Symbiodinium necroappetens, 618 nucleotides. The record is from the annotation of a GenBank genome assembly. Lineage: Eukaryota; Dinophyceae; Suessiales; Symbiodiniaceae.